Messenger RNA from Uranotaenia lowii, 1593 nucleotides. RefSeq lists its product as uncharacterized. The record is from RefSeq and is a predicted model, not a curated record. Bases 136 to 1557 code for a protein of 473 amino acids. Lineage: Eukaryota; Metazoa; Arthropoda; Insecta; Diptera; Culicidae. Gene Ontology annotation, molecular function: protein binding. The transcript has a single exon.
UUUAACUAUAUAAGAAAAGAUGCCUGCGCGUUUCGUUACCAUAGCAAAAAAGUAGAAGUCUCGUUUUCUCAAAGUGAUUUCGGUGCGCCAGAUACGGAAAUAGUCGUGCGAUCAUAGUAAAGUUCUGUCGCGAGAAUGGAUCAGCAAUUGUCUUUGGAGCAGUUGUCCCUGAAAGAAUUGAACAUCGAUUCAAAAGGGCUGCACAUCAAUCAGUUCCCGAACGAAAUCCUGGACCAAAUCUUCACCUUUUUAAAUCUGGUGGAUCGCAAGUCGGUUUCCCGGGUUUGUCUCCGCUGGAGUAAGCUCGCAUUUGCGCCACACUUCAUGCAGGGUGUGGUGCUUCGCCCUAAUGGUCGUGUAGCAAACAGAUAUUUUGAAAAGGUGAUAAAGCAAAGUGAACGAGUGUAUAAGAACAUCGAUGGCACUGAACUUUUGUUUCUGGAUUAUUUAUUAUAUCUAGGGCCAAAUUUAGAAAGUUUUCGGUACCGCAGUCGUAACAAAGAUGAUUUGAGGAAGAUUCUUCGCUUUUCCCCAAACCUGAAGGAGCUGCGCUUUGAUUCGUGUGCGUACCAAAUAGAAACUGAACCAAUGCCGGUGAUGAAACAGUUAGUGAACUUUACUACAAUGGAUACAAACUUAUUAAUGCUAGAAAUCGAGCAGAUGUUUCCCAAACUAUCAAAAAUGAGUGUCAGAAUUUACGACCAUAAUGGAAAUACCCGGAUGUGUGAGGCGUUACGUCAUUUUGGUCCGCAGUUGGAUAGUUUGCGUAUAGAAGUAUCAAAAAAUUCCGCUGCGAGUAUAUAUCAGAUGCGUUUUCCACAGUUGGAAAAGAUUUUCUUGUCUGGUUAUGUGGUAACCAUAAACUUGAAAGGAUUUUUCAGUCAUCUCGCCAAUUUAGUCGAAAUUUAUAUUGGUGUUCCCAUUUUUGAUGGCAUCCUUGAAGAAAUAACGAAAACGUGCAAAAAGUUGCAAGUAUUAAGCUUUGACGUGAGCGGUCUUCGAGGUUCUGGUUUAGCUUCCCUUGAGCAACUGCCACAAUUAAAAUCCCUUGAGAUUUUUGGAGAUUCGUUUAAUACAAAUGUGCUGACGCAGUGCUCCAAACCCAUCGACACUGUUCUAAACCUGGAUAUUAAAGACUUACGGCUGUACAGGGAAAAGGAUUUUAUAUCUGAAUUUUUAUCGAAAAUUUUCCCGAAUACGACAAACUUCGUACUUCGAUGUGAUUAUUCGUGUAAGUCAUUAAUGAUCCCGCAUUUUCCCAAGAUGCAGGAGCUGACGAUAACAAGUCAAUUUUACUUAGACAUCUUAAAUAAACUUCCGGGAAUUUCGACGCUUAAAACGUUGCGUAUUUUGGAUACAUGGAACAGCCCCAAACAAAUACUGGCCGAUGUGAUCCUGUCAUUGCUGCGAAGAAUGCCGGCGCUGCGUUUUGUGGAGUUGAACGAGGACUUGCGUUUUCGAAUGUCAAAGGACCUGGUUUGUCUGAUCCGACAGGAGUUUCCCCAGUGCGUGAUACAGUGGACCAAAACUCCGCAUUAUUUUUUCAAUAAAUUCUAGUUUAAACUUUGAAUGAAACCAAUAAAUUUUCCCAUU